Sabethes cyaneus is the source of this 7379-nucleotide messenger RNA. RefSeq names its product pre-mRNA-processing-splicing factor 8 (gene Prp8). The transcript is spliced from 8 exons. Gene Ontology annotation, cellular component: U5 snRNP; catalytic step 2 spliceosome. NCBI's taxonomy places the organism in Eukaryota, Metazoa, Arthropoda, Insecta, Diptera, Culicidae. Gene Ontology annotation, molecular function: protein binding; U5 snRNA binding; U1 snRNA binding. The coding region runs from base 124 to 7272 and encodes 2382 amino acids. The record is from RefSeq and is a predicted model, not a curated record. Gene Ontology annotation, biological process: spliceosomal tri-snRNP complex assembly; mRNA splicing, via spliceosome.
AACGUUUAACGUGUACGCAUUUUGUGCGGUGAUUGUUUCGCCAAUUAAUUGUGGAAAGUUAUUUGAAAGGUGUUAAAAAACAUAUAAUUCGUGACUUUAGUGGUUUUACUAUAAACGUAAAAAAUGGCUCUUCCGCCAUAUAUGAUACCCCCCAACCAAUGGGCGGCCCAUAUGAUGGCUCAGCAGCAGGCCUUCGCCGUUCAGCAGGCACAAGCCCAGCAGCAUCAGGCAGCUGCCGCCCAGAUGCAUGCCCAACAACUGGCUGCCACACAAAUGCAGAUUCCGCCUCCCAUGGGACACAUUCCUCCACCGGGUCCACCAAAGCCGGAUAUUAUCCUGUCGGAGGAGAAAUUAAUCGAAAAGGCUCAAAAAUGGCAACAGCUGCAGACGAAACGCUUUGCCGAGAAGCGUAAGUUUGGAUUCGUGGAUGCCCAAAAAGAGGAUAUGCCACCUGAGCAUAUACGGAAGAUUAUCAGGGAUCACGGUGAUAUGACCAGUAGAAAAUAUCGACAUGAUAAACGAGUGUACCUUGGAGCGCUAAAGUAUAUGCCACAUGCCGUUAUGAAACUGUUGGAAAACAUGCCUAUGCCUUGGGAGCAGAUUCGUGAUGUUCCGGUUCUUUAUCAUAUUACGGGAGCGAUUACGUUUGUCAACGAAAUACCGUGGGUUAUAGAGCCGGUUUACAUCGCCCAGUGGGGAACAAUGUGGAUAAUGAUGCGUCGUGAAAAACGUGACCGACGGCACUUCAAGAGAAUGCGGUUCCCUCCUUUUGACGACGAAGAACCCCCACUGGAUUACGCAGAUAACGUGCUGGAUGUUGAACCGCUGGAAGCGAUCCAGAUCGAACUGGAUACCGAGGAAGAUGGAAGUGUUCACGAUUGGUUUUACGAGCAUCGCCCACUGAUCGGUACACCGUAUGUUAAUGGUUCCACGUAUCGGAAGUGGAACCUAACGUUGCCGCAAAUGGCCACCCUCUAUCGACUGGCGAAUCAACUGCUGACCGAUCUGGUGGAUGGCAAUUUCUUCUAUCUGUUUGAUCCGAAGAGUUUCUUCACCGCUAAAGCACUGAACAUGGCGAUUCCGGGAGGGCCGAAGUUUGAGCCUCUGAUCAAGGAUCAUAAUGUUGGGGAUGAGGAUUGGAAUGAAUUCAACGACAUUAAUAAGAUUAUUAUACGGCAGCCAAUUCGUACCGAAUAUCGCAUUGCUUUUCCGUAUCUUUACAACAAUAUGCCGCAUUUCGUGCAUCUCUCCUGGUAUCACACUCCUAAUGUAGUUUUCAUAAAAACUGAGGAUCCUGACUUACCGGCGUUCUAUUUUGAUCCGCUGAUAAACCCGAUUGCCCAUCGCCAUGCAGUUAAAUCCACCGAACCGCUUCCGGAUGACGACGAGGAGUUUACUUUGCCAGAAGAAGUGCAACCAUUCUUGCAGGAUACUCCGCUUUAUACGGAUAACACAGCCAAUGGAAUAUCGCUACUCUGGGCGCCACGUCCAUUUAAUAUGCGCUCGGGACGUUGUCGUCGUGCCAUCGACAUCCCACUGGUGAAGGGUUGGUACAAGGAACACUGUCCUCCGGGACAUCCCGUUAAGGUCCGUGUCAGCUAUCAGAAGCUACUGAAAUAUUACGUUCUGAAUGCCCUAAAACACCGGAAACCAAAACCGCAGAAGAAACGUUAUCUGUUUCGAUCAUUCAAAGCCACGAAAUUCUUUCAAACUACGACCCUCGACUGGGUGGAAGCGGGUUUGCAAGUUUGUCGCCAAGGUUACAAUAUGCUUAACCUGUUAAUUCAUCGUAAAAAUUUGAACUAUUUGCAUUUGGAUUAUAACUUUAAUUUAAAACCGGUAAAGACCCUUACCACGAAGGAGCGUAAGAAGUCCCGAUUCGGCAAUGCUUUCCAUCUGUGUCGAGAAAUAUUGCGCUUAACCAAGCUGAUUAUCGAUUCUCAUGUCCAGUAUCGGUUGAACAACGUUGAUGCCUUCCAGCUGGCCGAUGGGUUGCAGUACAUAUUUGCCCACGUCGGACAACUUACCGGCAUGUAUCGGUACAAGUACAAGCUGAUGAGGCAAAUUCGUAUGUGCAAGGAUUUGAAGCACUUAAUCUACUAUCGGUUUAAUACGGGUCCCGUGGGCAAAGGGCCUGGCUGCGGCUUCUGGGCUCCGGGGUGGCGUGUGUGGCUGUUCUUUAUGCGAGGAAUCACUCCACUGUUGGAGCGUUGGUUGGGCAAUUUGCUCUCCCGUCAGUUCGAAGGUCGUCACUCGAAGGGAGUUGCGAAAACCGUUACCAAGCAGCGUGUUGAGUCGCAUUUCGAUUUGGAGCUGCGUGCGUCCGUUAUGCACGACAUUGUGGACAUGAUGCCGGAAGGAAUCAAACAAAACAAGGCACGAACCAUUCUUCAACAUCUUUCGGAAGCUUGGCGCUGUUGGAAGGCAAACAUUCCGUGGAAAGUUCCCGGACUACCGAUCCCAAUCGAAAACAUGAUUCUGCGAUACGUAAAAAUGAAGGCCGAUUGGUGGACUAACACGGCGCACUACAAUCGUGAACGUAUCCGACGCGGUGCUACCGUAGACAAAACAGUUUGCAAAAAGAACUUGGGUCGUCUAACGCGAUUGUACUUAAAGGCCGAACAGGAACGACAGCACAACUACUUGAAAGAUGGUCCGUACAUUUCGCCGGAGGAAGCUGUCGCAAUCUACACUACCACAGUGCAUUGGUUGGAGUCGCGCCGAUUUGCUCCGAUUCCCUUCCCACCGCUGUCGUAUAAACACGAUACAAAACUGUUGAUUUUGGCUUUGGAACGUUUGAAAGAAGCCUACAGCGUCAAGUCACGACUCAACCAAAGCCAGCGUGAGGAAUUGGGACUUAUCGAACAGGCAUACGAUAAUCCACAUGAAGCUUUGUCCAGAAUCAAGCGUCACCUGCUUACUCAGAGAGCAUUUAAAGAGACUGGUAUAGAAUUUAUGGAUUUGUACAGUCACUUGAUUCCGGUUUAUGAUGUGGAACCGCUGGAGAAAAUUACCGAUGCUUAUCUUGAUCAGUAUCUCUGGUACGAGGCAGACAAGCGCCGUCUGUUCCCGCCAUGGAUUAAACCAAGUGACACGGAACCACCACCGCUGCUAGUGUACAAGUGGUGCCAAGGCAUCAACAACCUGCAGGACGUGUGGGAUGUAUCGGAAGGCGAAUGUAAUGUGCUACUCGAAUCACGCUAUGAAAAGUUGUACGAAAAGAUCGAUUUAACCCUGCUGAAUCGACUGCUGCGGUUGAUCGUCGAUCAUAACAUUGCCGAUUACAUGACGGCCAAAAACAACGUCGUAAUUAACUACAAGGACAUGAACCACACGAACAGUUACGGAAUCAUCCGGGGGCUGCAGUUUGCUUCGUUCAUCGUGCAGUACUACGGGCUGGUGUUGGAUCUGCUGGUACUGGGCUUACAGCGGGCCAGCGAAAUGGCCGGCCCGCCGCAGAUGCCGAACGAUUUCCUCACGUUCCAGGAUGUGGCCACCGAAACGUGUCACCCGAUUCGGCUGUACUGUCGGUACGUGGAUCGGAUUCAUAUCUUUUUCCGAUUUACGGCUGAGGAGGCACGCGAUUUGAUUCAGCGCUAUUUGACCGAACAUCCCGAUCCGAACAAUGAGAACAUCGUUGGGUAUAAUAAUAAGAAGUGUUGGCCUCGCGAUGCUCGGAUGCGACUGAUGAAACAUGACGUAAAUUUGGGUCGCGCUGUGUUUUGGGAUAUCAAGAAUCGUUUACCCCGUUCAGUAACCACGGUUCAGUGGGAUAACACGUUUGUUUCGGUGUAUUCGAAGGACAAUCCAAACUUGCUGUUUAACAUGUGCGGAUUUGAGUGCAGGAUUUUACCUAAGUGUCGCACCCAAAACGAAGAGUUCACUCACAGGGAUGGCGUGUGGAAUUUACAAAACGAAGUAACCAAGGAACGUACGGCACAGUGUUUCCUUCGAGUGGAUGAUGAAUCGUUAUCUCGAUUCCACAACCGAGUCCGGCAGAUUCUGAUGGCUUCCGGAUCUACUACGUUUACUAAAAUUGUAAACAAAUGGAACACGGCGUUGAUUGGAUUGAUGACGUACUUCCGGGAGGCAGUCGUUAACACCCAGGAACUGUUGGAUUUGUUGGUGAAGUGCGAAAACAAAAUUCAAACGCGUAUCAAGAUUGGUUUGAACUCGAAAAUGCCUUCCCGUUUCCCGCCGGUGGUUUUCUACACUCCAAAGGAGUUGGGUGGAUUGGGUAUGUUGAGUAUGGGACACGUCCUGAUUCCGCAAUCGGAUUUGCGUUGGUCUAAACAGACUGAUACCGGAAUUACACAUUUCCGAUCGGGUAUGUCCCACGACGAAGAUCAACUGAUUCCGAAUUUGUAUCGGUAUAUUCAACCGUGGGAGAGUGAGUUUAUAGACUCUCAGCGAGUGUGGGCCGAAUAUGCACUCAAGCGGCAGGAGGCGAAUGCUCAAAACAGACGAUUGACAUUGGAAGAUUUGGAAGACAGCUGGGAUAGGGGUAUCCCUAGAAUCAAUACGCUGUUCCAGAAGGAUCGUCACACGUUAGCAUAUGACAAAGGUUGGAGAAUCAGGACGGAAUUCAAACAGUAUCAGGUUCUGAAACAGAAUCCCUUCUGGUGGACACAUCAGCGACACGAUGGCAAACUGUGGAAUUUGAACAACUACCGUACGGACAUGAUUCAGGCUCUUGGUGGCGUAGAGGGUAUUCUGGAACACACACUCUUUAAGGGUACAUAUUUCCCCACAUGGGAAGGUCUUUUCUGGGAGAAGGCUUCCGGAUUCGAAGAGUCGAUGAAGUAUAAGAAACUGACCAACGCGCAGCGGUCUGGUUUGAACCAGAUUCCCAAUCGUCGAUUCACGCUUUGGUGGUCACCAACCAUCAACCGAGCUAACGUGUACGUUGGUUUCCAGGUACAGCUGGAUCUGACAGGUAUUUUCAUGCAUGGUAAAAUUCCCACUUUGAAAAUUUCUCUCAUUCAAAUAUUCCGUGCUCACUUGUGGCAAAAGAUUCACGAAUCUAUCGUGAUGGACCUUUGUCAGGUAUUCGAUCAGGAAUUAGACGCGCUUGAAAUCGAAACCGUUCAAAAAGAAACGAUUCACCCUAGGAAGUCGUACAAAAUGAACUCUUCUUGUGCGGAUAUCCUGCUGUUCCCUGCUUAUAAGUGGAACGUUUCACGACCUUCUUUGCUAGCCGAUACAAAAGACACAAUGGAUAAUACUACCACUCAAAAGUACUGGUUGGACGUUCAACUGAGAUGGGGUGACUACGAUUCUCACGAUGUUGAGCGAUAUGCUCGAGCCAAGUUCUUGGAUUACACCACAGACAACAUGUCCAUUUAUCCAUCGCCAACCGGAGUCCUUAUUGCGAUCGAUUUGGCCUACAAUCUUCACAGCGCUUAUGGAAAUUGGUUCCCAGGAUGCAAACCGCUUAUUCAACAAGCUAUGGCUAAAAUAAUGAAGGCAAAUCCUGCCCUUUAUGUGCUUCGAGAACGUAUUCGUAAGGCCCUUCAGUUGUACAGCUCUGAACCGACGGAACCCUAUCUUUCAUCACAGAACUAUGGAGAGCUGUUUUCCAACCAGAUUAUCUGGUUUGUGGACGACACCAAUGUGUAUCGUGUGACGAUCCACAAGACAUUCGAAGGAAAUUUGACUACCAAACCGAUCAACGGUGCAAUUUUCAUCUUCAAUCCUCGAACGGGUCAGCUAUUCUUGAAAAUCAUUCACACUUCCGUGUGGGCUGGUCAAAAACGUCUUGGCCAAUUGGCUAAGUGGAAGACGGCAGAAGAAGUGGCUGCCCUUAUUCGAUCACUUCCCGUCGAAGAACAACCCAAGCAAAUCAUUGUCACCAGAAAAGGUAUGUUGGAUCCGCUUGAGGUGCAUUUGCUCGAUUUCCCCAACAUUGUCAUCAAAGGAUCGGAACUGCAGUUACCAUUCCAGGCUUGUUUGAAGGUGGAAAAGUUCGGUGAUUUGAUUCUAAAGGCAACCGAACCACAAAUGGUACUGUUCAAUUUGUAUGACGAUUGGUUGAAGACAAUUUCGUCCUACACGGCAUUCUCCCGAUUGAUCCUUAUCCUGCGUGCUUUGCACGUUAAUACCGAGCGAACAAAAGUGAUUCUAAAACCGGAUAAAACUACCAUUACCGAGGCGCAUCACAUUUGGCCCACGCUAAGCGAUGAAGAAUGGAUCAAGGUUGAAGUUCAGCUGAAGGAUUUGAUUCUUGCCGAUUACGGCAAGAAGAACAAUGUAAACGUUGCUUCGCUAACGCAGUCCGAAAUUCGUGACAUCAUAUUGGGUAUGGAAAUUUCCGCCCCGUCGGCUCAGCGCCAACAGAUUGCCGAAAUCGAAAAACAAACCAAGGAACAGUCUCAACUGACGGCCACCACCACGCGAACAACCAACAAACACGGAGAUGAGAUAAUUACGUCAACAACUAGUAACUACGAAACCACUACGUUCAGUUCUAAAACCGAGUGGCGUGUGCGAGCUAUUUCGGCAACCAACCUGCACCUCCGUACUAACCACAUUUAUGUUAGUUCCGACGACAUUAAGGAAACCGGUUACACGUAUAUCCUGCCGAAGAACAUUCUCAAAAAAUUCGUCACCAUUUCCGAUUUGCGUGCGCAAAUUGCCGGUUAUCUGUACGGUGUGAGUCCACCCGAUAACCCUCAGGUCAAAGAAAUUCGCUGCAUCGUUAUGCCACCACAGUGGGGCACCCAUCAACAAAUCAACCUCCCGAAUUCGCUUCCCUCUCACCAGUAUCUGAAGGACAUGGAACCUCUCGGCUGGAUUCACACCCAACCAAACGAGUUACCCCAACUGUCACCGCAGGACAUAACAACACACGCAAAAAUAAUGUCCGAAAAUCCAACCUGGGACGGGGAGAAAACCAUCAUCAUUACCUGCUCAUUCACACCCGGAUCGUGCUCGCUGACGGCGUACAAACUGACCCCCUCCGGUUACGAGUGGGGUCACAAAAACACCGAUAAGGGCAAUAACCCGAAGGGUUACCUACCGUCGCACUACGAACGCGUUCAGAUGUUGCUGUCGAACAAGUUCCUGGGCUUCUUUAUGGUCCCCGGGCAGGGCAGCUGGAAUUACAACUUUAUGGGUGUGCGGCACGAUCCGAACAUGAAGUACGAGCUGCAGCUAGCGAAUCCGAAAGAGUUCUACCACGAGGUACAUCGGCCGUCCCAUUUCUUGCUGUUUUCCAGUUUGGAAGAAGGAGGAGACGGAAACGGAGCCGAUAGGGAGGAUUUGUAUGCGUAAAUGUUUUGGUGAGCGCAAUGAUCGAGCGUGGAGUGUGCGAUUUCGAGCACUUGUAAAUAUACAAUUAUCAUGUAUGACUAAAAUAAUACUGUUCAGAAUAAAGCAUC